Ostertagia ostertagi is the source of this 570-nucleotide messenger RNA. The record is from the annotation of a GenBank genome assembly. Lineage: Eukaryota; Metazoa; Nematoda; Chromadorea; Rhabditida; Trichostrongylidae.
AAGCUUCAUCGAAGUAAUAAUACAACUCGUAAUAGUCGUAGUGUUAAAACCAACGUUCCGAAUUGUCCCGAGAAUGAAGUGCUAGAGAAUGGUGAAACUAAGCGUGCUAUAUCACAACUCAUAAUGAUGACAGUCGAUGGAAGUGUGUGGAAUUAUAGAACGGAAAAUUACCAAAAAGUGUUUUUCUUACUUGACACUGGAGCACAAAAAACCGUUUUUCAAAAGUCGCUAGCCGAAAGACUUGGUCUUCGACGCCAAGUCUCGGGCAUUGGCGGUCAUACUGAGAAGUUUGAAAGGCAUACAGUAGGCGUCAAAAUAAGCACUGCUUUCGGAGAAGAACUCAAGUUCAAUUUUCAAACGAAACCAGUAAUUACAAACAGUUUUCCAAGUGUCAAUCUCACCCCACCAGACACGAUAUCACUACCAACGAGCUCGUUGAAACCCUACAGAUGGAAUAACAAUUCCAUAUGGACUGCACAUAUCGAAGACCGUUUUCGGCCCUACAGUAUAUGGAAGGAGAGGUCCCAAACCCAACAUGGUGAAUAUGUAGAUGUCACAUGUGCUAGUGGU